Molecule: messenger RNA, 453 nt
Organism: Topomyia yanbarensis
Lineage: Eukaryota; Metazoa; Arthropoda; Insecta; Diptera; Culicidae
Exons: 1
Coding region: 1-453 (150 amino acids)
Biological process (GO): DNA integration
Molecular function (GO): nucleic acid binding
Source: RefSeq, a predicted model, not a curated record
AUGAAGGGUAUGGCACGAUGUUUUGUCUGCUGGCCAGUAAUUGAUUUAGACAUCGAGCGAACGGCCAAAUCCUGCAAUGACUGCGCUCGCAAUGCUACCGCCCCACCGAAGUUCAAUACACACCAUUGGGAAUACCCGAGCGGUCCCUGGGAGCGCAUGCAUAUUGACUGCGCAGGCCCCGUGGCGGAUACAAUGCUGUUAAUAAUCGUCGAUGCGUAUAGUAAGUGGUUCGAAGUUAAAAUCACAUCUUCAACGACAACGGCAGCCACUAUAAAUAUCCUUGAUGAACUGUUCACGGCGUACGAGGCUCCGAUAACACUAGUAUCCGACAACGGUCCGCAAUUUACCGCUUCAGAAUUCAAAUCUUUCCUGCAAAGGAGUGGAGUAAAAUCUCACAAACUUUCGGCACCCUAUCACCCAGCGACGAACGGGCAAAGAGAACGGUACGUUUAA